AUGUUGACCGGUUCCGAUAGGUCCCACCAGCUAGAACCGGUUACCCCAGUACCACCAGCCAGUGGUGUAGUUUCCUGCAAACUGUACUCGAAAAGUAAUCUGCGCACCAAAUCCGACGGCGUUCAGUUUCUGCGGCUGAAGGAAGACUUCCCCGUCGGCGGUGAGAUCGUUUCACUUUACGCGUAUCCGCGCAACUCGAUCCUGAUCCCGCGCACCGAGAACUCGAGCGAUUACGAGUACUUCAAGCUGAAAGAGAUCAACAGCACGGUCGUGAGCGUCAUUCUCAAUCGCAGCCUGGACGGGCUGGUCGAUUCUGACGAUCCGCAGAGCAUCCUCAAGUUCAGCGUGUUCUGCAGCGGAACAUCAGCCACCAGCGCAAAACAGGACAACUCGUCAUUUUUUACAAUUACUGUUUACAUUGAAGAUAUUAACGAUAAUGAUCCCGAAUUUAUCAAUCUACCGUACGUGGUAACGCUCGACGAAUCAACGCCAAUUGAGACGGUGGUGUUUAAUAGAAUUAAGGCAAUUGAUCGUGAUAAGCCAAACACGCCGAAUUCCGACCUCGAGUAUGCGCUGGCCGCGAAGCACAUGAAGAGCGGCGACUUUCCGUUUCGCCUGGAAGGUUCCCAGCGGCCGUCGCUCGUACUGCAGCGGGCCCUCGACUACGAUGCCGGCUGGCGCUCGAUGAGCGUCCAGAUCGUGGCGAGCGAUCGGGGCAAUCCACCCCGCACCGCCAACGCCACCAUCCGGGUGAACCUGCGAGACGUUGACGACCUGCCGCCAAUCUUCACCCGAGCACAAUACCGGACGCGCAUCAAAGAAUCCUUUCCGCUGACGGGUAAACCGAUUCACAUCCCACUGUAUAUCGAGCCACCGAUCAUGGCGUUCGAUCAGGACUCGCUAAACGAAACGCUCGUCUAUGGGAUAGUUGCGGGCAACGAGCGCCAGCUGUUCUGGAUAUCACCGGAAACGGGUGUACUAUUUCUGCAGAAGGAGAUCGACCUGGAUAGCGAGAGCCUGCCAGACAACACGUUUACGCUGCAAAUCGAGGCACAGCAGAUCAAUGAUCCGACCAAGAGUGCUUUUGCUAGGGUGGACAUAGAAGUAAUCGACCUGAACGACAAUGUUCCUGAGUUCGAGGUAGAUCUGUACAACAUCUCCAUCAUCGAGAACCUUCCGAAAGGGUUUAGCAUUCUGCAGGUGAAUGCUAUUGAUCGGGAUCAGGGAGAGAAUGCGGAGUUUUACUACUACCUCAUGGACGAGGAACCCAAAGGGGCCUUCAUGAUUGAUCACGGUUCUGGCUGGAUAGUGGUUCGUGACGAAACCUUCCUGGACAAGGAGCAGCGCAGUUCGCUCAAGAUGAACGUGCAUGCCGUCGAGCGGGUUGAGCAGUACGAUCGCAGUCGCAACUAUGGUAAGGUGCAGGUGGAGAUCACACUGCUAGACACGAAUGACAAUACACCGGAGUUCGAGCAGGGUACGCUGUAUGAGUUUAAGACGCACUGCAAUGCCUCGAUCGGCUCGAAAGUGGGGCAAAUACGAGCGCUCGAUCCGGACGAUCUCGGCAACGGCAAAAUCCAAUACAGCAUCAAAAAUGUGCGCCCGAACCUUGUAAUUCCAUUCCUGCUCGAUCCGGAUACGGGUGACAUACGCGUGUCGGAAGCACUAACGUACGGCAAGAUAGCUUUCUUCGUCGAGGCUCGCGAUCAACCGCAGAAUCCCUCAGAGUCGCGGUUCAACGUGGCACUCGUUACGAUCGAUAUCGUUUGUCAAUCUAUUGAGGACAUCGAAUUUAUUGGCGCACCGUACGAGUUUUGGGUCGGUGCCGAUGCUGCCAUCGGCUCUUCCGUCGGACAGAUUCGGACCACCUUCGACAUGGUGUCGGACGAGGAGAUAUUCUUCGAUCUGCUCCACUCAUACCCUGAGGGGGUACCGUUCGCGAUCGAAGAGCGGUCCGGCAUAGUGACCGUGAUUGAGUCGAUGGAGAAGUUUGAUCGACGAUGUUAUGAGUUUGAAACCGUAGUAUCGUACUUGCCCGAUUCUGCCGGCAAAAAUGUGGAACAGCUGACGCCCGAAGCCUACAACAGUCUGGAGAAGAUCAUCGUCACGAACGUUACGAUACAUGUGAUAAAACACAAUUUUAUGUUGCUUCGGGGCACCAACGCAACACCGAUCGAGUUCCGCGUGAAGGAAAAUAAACCGAAUACAAUGAUCGGACAGCUCAAAUUCCAGGACUUCCAGGAGCAAUGUGAUGCAGACGAAAAGGGACUGCCACCGCUGAUAUCGGUUCGAGGCGACAAGAACCGUGCCGAUAGGCAAGUGUUUCAGCUGAAUGGAGGAAAGAACCGAACACGCUACGCACGAAGAUUUUCACGCGACGUUUCUAGACAGUCCAACUUCAUCCGACUGUACCCGCUCGUGGCGUUUGAUGCCGUAUUCAGCUCGACUGGGAACGGCACACGAAAGGCGAGAAAUUCUCGCAAUCCAACGAGUGGAGUCCAGUACUCGCUUGUCAAUAGCUAUGAUGUGGCAGAUACAGUACGGCUCACAAACGAUGGCAAGCUUAUGACGAUCAAAGGGUUGGACCGAGAGAAGCAGGAUGUCAUACGAGUGACUAUUAUUGCCGAGUACUUUUACAAACAACGCACGUUUGCCGGUAUCUAUCAGGUGGUGAUCGUGGUAGAAGACGAGAACGACAAUCCGCCCACAUUCAAUCAGCCCUUUUUCUUGGGUGUGAUAGCGGAAAACUCCCCCAUCGGUACUGAGAUCGUGUUGAACAAUCCGAUCAUCAUCUCGGACAUGGAUGCGGCAGGUCCAAACAGUGAAUAUGAGCUGCUGCUGUCCGGAGAGUCAAACUCGUUUGUAGCUCAGUUCUCUAACUCGACGCUUUCAAACUAUAACAAAACGGUGGCACACAUAUUCCGCAAUCUGCAGAUAGCUAAUAUCGAUCCGGGCGAAUCUCGACUGCGCCCAGACUAUCGUCCAAACAAACAGUUGGAGCCCGGGAAUGCCAGUACCCCGCACUAUAACAUAUUGUUCAUGGGCCCGAACAAACUCGAUCGGGAGGAGAUUGAAAGUCUGACACUGAAGAUGAUGGCUACCGAUCGGGAUAACCUGAUGUCAGAGGUUGAGCUCAAAAUACUUAUACUGGACGUGAAUGAUUGUGCACCGGUCUUUGAGCGCAUAGCUAUCUUCCGCAAGAGCCGCUGCGAGAUGAUCGAAAACACAAGCGAUCUGGAGCUUAUGUAUCUGGACGAGAUUGAGACGGAGGUGUUGCCCGAGUUCUUGGACGCGGGGCUCAUGGAGAUGAACAGCCGUGUUUCGUACGGUGUGGAUAGUUUGUUCGAGAUGGUCCAAUCGGCACCUUACGUCGGAAUGCCGCGGCUGUACGAUAGCCAGUCGGUUAUGGUCAAUCGUACUGCCGAUCGCGAACAUCUCACAAUGCGUCGGAAACUCUACAAGCAGAAGGUUCGGCAACGUGGUCGCAAUACGCGUGCCGUUGCCAAGAAAUCGCAGCUUAAGUUUGCUCUGCCCGAAAACGUCGAGGUGGGAAAGGUAAUCUUCAAGCUGACGGCAAACGAUGAUGAUUUUGAGAAGAACUCCAAGGUCUUCUAUGAGGUCGUUGGCCAGACUGAGCUUAACAGUGGUGAGCGAGUUAGCUACUUUAGGAUCGAUCGGAACAAUGGAGAGUUACGCGUGGCGAACCGUUUGCCCCCGGAAACUGAUGUUAAGCUAAACAUCACAGCCAAGGACGUUGGUGGCCUAUCGGACAUGCUUCAGGUACAGUUCCGGGUGUAUGACGUGAACGAUAAUGCACCCGCGUUCGAGAAACAGUGGUACACGUUUAACGUCGACGAAGGAUCGUACCCAAUUACGGGCAAAAAGAUCGGCCAGGUACGGGCCAACGAUGAGGAUACCGGAAUGAACGGUAAUGUGACGUACAUGCUGAUAACCGAUGGUGACCAGAAGAUACCAUUCUCGAUCUCUCCACUGGACGGUACGAUUCGAGUUAGCGGAGAGAUCGAUCGCGAAAUGAUCGCAUCGUAUCGGUUUCGAGUACUCGCAACCGAUAACAAUUUCGAUCUCAAGCUUUCGGCCAUGGUAGACGUAGAGGUGAUCGUGAUGGAUCGCAAUGAUAAUAACCCGGAGUUCACCGCCUACGAUGAUCUGAGAAGCGAUCGUAACAACAUCAAACGACUGCCCGUCUAUGUGGCGUAUCUGGAUGUAAAUGCUAAGGUGGGAACGUUCGUCAAACAGGUCAUGGCAAGGGACAGCGACUUCCGAGAGAAUGGAAAUGGACUGGUGAUCUACUCGCUUACCGGCCAGAGCGAUGUUCUGCAGUUCAGUAUCGACCCAAAGGAUGGUGUCGUUACGACAGCUUCCAAAUUUACACCGAGCGAGGCUGGAACGAGAAAAACCUACGAACAUUUGAACGUUACCGUCGUGGCAUCGGAUUUUGGAACUCCACCGCGCUCAAGCAUGGCGUUGCUCAUUGUGAAUCUACAGGGCGACACACUUCAACAGCAUCCGGUGGAAGAAAGGCCACCCCUAUUUCCGUACAAGUACUACGAGAUCGAGCUGCGUGAAAACGACCCCGCCCCGCGGAUCGUGCUCAACGUCACGCUCUCCAAGCGUUACGCCAACGAUCCAUUCCGGUGGGAAAUUGUGGGCGACACGUUCGACGAUCAGUUUCGGAUUGAUGAACGAAAUGGUUCCCUUUGGCUGCUACGACCACUGGAUCGGGAGGAGCGUGACUCGUACGACGUUCGAAUUCGGGUGCAGAAGAUCAAGCGAGAAACACGCAAUAUUCCCAGCGUCCUCUACGCGUUGGAGAAUCCUGUUAAGCGGAAAAGCCACCGGUUGUUUGACAACGAAGUGGAGAUAAUGAUCAAGGUGGUGGAUGUGAAUGACAAUGCCCCCGUGUUUCGCGAUAAUUAUGGACCAAUCAUCUCUGUUGUGCCAGAUACAGCUAAUUACGGUUACGCGGUCAUGAAGGUGGAGGCUACGGAUGACGAUGCCGGCAGCAACGGUGAGGUGCGUUACUCACUCCUCAACGAACCAGCGCGUCUAUUUGCGAUAGACUCGCUCACAGGACAGAUACGGCUGCUUAACUCGCUGGCAUCGUUCAAGGAGAAGGUGUUUGGAUUCGAUGUGAAGGCAACGGACCGAGAAGGCGCGGACGAUGGCAAGUCCACCAUAGCCAACGUGUUCGUUUACGUGCUGCAUGCACACCAGGAAGUAUGCCUGAUCCUAGCCGGGCUCCCGGUAGACAUUGAGAAGCAGCUGGGCAUGAUUUCGUCCAGCUUGAGCACCGCCACCGGUUACGAUAUUCGAAUACGAGCACUUGAAACAAACACAAAAGUGGAUGAUGCUACAAACCUAUACUUAUACGCGAUCGAUCGGAAAACGAACGGGCUAGUAGAGAUGACCGAACUGCAAAGGUCACUUUCGCGGCUAGACAUGUCAAACCUGAAACCGAACCUGCCCAUCAUCGAGCUCACCGAGCUGGCGGUAAAUUCGAUCGAACCGCACUCCUUCGAUGCAGGCGGCAUGAAAGGCAUCGAGCUGGCCACAGUGGUUAUUGGAGGGCUGAUUUUUGCCGGAGGAACUGCCACGGCUCUCUGUAUUGCGUGCGCCCGUUAUAGGCGCCUAAUACCGCUGCCGAAUGGUGUUGGAUCUGGUGGUGGAGCUGGCGGAGCAGGAGUAGGAGGAGGUAGCAGCAAUACGUCCGCCGAGGACGUCCGUGUGCGCGGCACAGUGUCACGGCUCGGGCUCGGCAGCAAUAACAACACCACGGGCAGUACACGACCCAUCACCGGUGCCGACAUACAGCCUGUAAUCAAUCGGUCCGACCUGAAGAGUUCGAUCUUCCAUCCCAACUUCCACCGACAGUUUGUCACCAACAUCAGUACAGAAGCGGUCCCAGAGCACAGUAACGAAGGAAAUAAUAGUGAUAGCUACGAGGACUCACUGAAGGACUCACUGACGUCAAACACGAGCCUAUGACAAUCGGGGAACCCUCCAGGGAGGACCUACUACACUGUACAGUUUAGACAUAAGGGAGAUCCAGAGGAGUAUAGCGGUGCAGACUGAAGUCGAUAGGCAAAUUGUAUGAUUGUUGAUUCGUUUUUAAGUUAGGCUCUAGUGAACUGUGUACCACAACCGCAACAUCGCAAUUGAUGAGUCAUUGAACCGGCUCCCAUUACAGGGGAUGCGACCGACUGUGUAAAUAAAUCUGUAGGCGUACGCUUCAUCGGCUACAUUUUAAAA
This is a messenger RNA of Anopheles arabiensis, 6270 nucleotides long. RefSeq names its product cadherin-89D (gene Cad89D). Gene Ontology annotation, biological process: homophilic cell-cell adhesion. The transcript is spliced from 11 exons. Bases 1 to 6006 code for a protein of 2001 amino acids. Gene Ontology annotation, cellular component: plasma membrane. The record is from RefSeq and is a predicted model, not a curated record. Gene Ontology annotation, molecular function: calcium ion binding. Lineage: Eukaryota; Metazoa; Arthropoda; Insecta; Diptera; Culicidae.